GAAAAAGAAACAACAACAAACUAAAUGAAUGUGGAGGUCGUAGUUGUCGCCAGUCGCUAGGCUAGUUGCGCUACUGAAUCUUCACUGUCCAGUUGCUGAGUGAUUAACACAACAGCGAAAUCAUCAAGGGUUGAUCGGUCUGGAUCUAGAUCUAAUCUAAAUUAAUUGUGGAACAUGUCUCGCACAACCAACCUGAGUUUCGAAAGUGUUGAGCAGGAUGAGGGUGUUGGGGCGAGAGUGCGUCGGAGUAUCGGACGUCCUGAGCUGCGUAACUUUGACCCAUUUCUCAUGCUGGACGAAUUUCGCGUCUCACCCCCAGCAGGGUUCCCAGAUCAUCCACACAGAGGUUUUGAGACUGUGACCUACAUGAUGAAGGGUGAGGGGAUUCACCAAGACUUUCUGGGUCACAAAGGCAAGAUAAAGGCAGGAGAUCUACAGUGGAUGACCGCAGGUCGUGGUAUCGUCCAUUGUGAAAUGCCCGGCGGCGACACGGAGUCACAUGGUCUGCAGCUGUGGGUGAACCUGAAGAAAGCUGAGAAGAUGGUGGAACCAGCGUACCAGGAGCUGUCCGACAAAGACAUUCCCAGGGGAGACAAAGGUGGGGUCAAAGUCAAGGUCAUUGCCGGAGAGGCUUUCGGCGUCAAGUCCCCGGUGUACACCCGCACGCCUACCUCCUACCUGGACUUUGUAAUGUCCCCUGGGUCUCAGCUGGACCAGCCCAUUCCCAGAGACUGGAACGCCUUUGUCUACAUCCUCUCUGGGGAGGCUUCUUUUGGGCCGUCUGAGAAGGAAGUGGUAUGUAAGGCCCAUCACACAACAACACUGAAUGAUGAUGGUGACUUCAUUCACGUUCACAACAAGGGCUCGGAGGCUUGUCAUUUUGUGCUUAUAUCAGGACAACCCAUCAAAGAGCCAGUUGUGCAGCAUGGUCCGUUUGUCAUGACAACCGAGCAGGAGAUAAAGGAAGCAAUUUCCGACUACCGGAACGGGGAAAAUGGCUUUGAGAAAGCCAUGACCUGGAAUUCAGAUUACGCGUGAUGAAUGCAAAGAUGAGAGAACACCAGAAAUCUUUUAUUGCAUGCAUUUACCAGAAGCCUAAUAUAGACAAUAAAACUUGCUGUAAUUUCAGGGUGAUGGGGCACAUAUGUUUUUUCCCAAAAUCUGACUGUGUUGUCUAAAUACCUCUGUCAGAUGUGGUAGGAGAGACUUGGAGAUAUCUGAAAUAUUGAAAACAGAAAAAUAGCAUAUUUUAAUGGAAGAUAUUGAAGUUCAAACAUUUUUGCUCAAACCGCUAUCAAUUUAUUUUGUUUUUAUUUAUCCUCAUAAGUGAUAUUUUACACUGAAUUUCUUUACAAAAUAUGUCUACUGUUUCAAAAAUUAUGCAAUGUAUGUGAGAAAAGUUUGGAGACAAAACCCCCUCAACAUCAAAACAUUUGAAGGAUUAAAUCUUCCCAAGACUUGUGAAAAGGGCUUGCUGAUCUCAAUGUAUAUAGCAUGAUGAAAUUUGAGUUUGGAAUAUCCACUGGGGAAGGUGUUGGGAAGGGGGGGGGGGAGAAUACUGUUUGCAGAGAUCUCAUAAAUUUCUUUUUAUUUUUAUUCAUGUGAACUGAUCUUGACUGAUGUGGAAAACUGAAGGAAUCCGAUCAAAUCAAAACGUGAAUAGGCCCACAGCUGGUUUUUCCAGUACUCGUGGCUGAUGUGAGUUUUUUUUAAAAGAUAAUUAUUUUACGGCCCCAUCGACACAGUUUUCACAAAGCUAAGGGGCGAGCUGCUUUAACUCCUUAUCUCCGGCAAGCUGCUCCCAACGAUUCCUGGUUGAAACUACUGUGCCGGUGAACCGCUGGCAGCGGCUCUGAUACAUUCCUUUACUGCAGCUUCGGCGUCGAAUUACUUUUUGUCAAUUGCUGAAAAGAGGUCUAUUUUAGUGGGAGUUCAUUCAUUAGAGGAAGAGCUAUCAAAUUCAAAACAGGUUCACUUGAUCAAUUUAGUGACACAUAAAUGUCACUUUUAGAUUUUGUACCAAAAGAAAACCCUGGCAUAGUGGGUUUUCCCACCUUGGAGAUAAAGAGUUAACUUGGUGUCAUUGCCAACUCUGGCUAGAUGAGAUAUGUGAGGCAGCAUGGUGGAAUCAGGCUCUAGUCAAAAUAAUCAAAGUGAAGAAAGUUGCAUUUUUCCGCAGGUUUGUGAAUUUUUAUCAAAA
This is a messenger RNA of Aplysia californica (California sea hare), 2200 nucleotides long. RefSeq names its product pirin. The record is from RefSeq and is a predicted model, not a curated record. The transcript is spliced from 8 exons. The coding region runs from base 175 to 1038 and encodes 287 amino acids. Gene Ontology annotation, biological process: monocyte differentiation. NCBI's taxonomy places the organism in Eukaryota, Metazoa, Mollusca, Gastropoda, Aplysiida, Aplysiidae. Gene Ontology annotation, molecular function: quercetin 2,3-dioxygenase activity. Gene Ontology annotation, cellular component: nucleus.